This is a messenger RNA of Teleopsis dalmanni, 1047 nucleotides long. RefSeq names its product peptidoglycan-recognition protein LC-like. The record is from RefSeq and is a predicted model, not a curated record. Bases 43 to 1026 code for a protein of 327 amino acids. NCBI's taxonomy places the organism in Eukaryota, Metazoa, Arthropoda, Insecta, Diptera, Diopsidae. The transcript has a single exon.
UUGACUAAAAACAAAACAAAAAUUACAAAUUUGUAUAAGAAAAUGCAUUUAAAAAAUGAUAAUGAAAUGAACUCGAAUGGAAAUCAUUUAUCAGCAGCAACGAGUUGUUCAUCAUCUACAGACUCUGGUGUAAUUAUUAUUGAUAACAAAACAACAUUUAAUAACAGCAACAGCAAUAGUAACAAUAACAACAAUAGCAAUGACAACGCUACAACAACAUUGACAACAAGCAAAAUUGCAAAAGAUAAUACAAAUGAGGAAGCGAAAAAAAACAUUGAUAAUGGGCUACACAUUGAAAACGAAAAAUCGAGCCCAAAAUUAUUAAAAAAUAAUCAAAAUAAAAGUGAUAAAUUUAAUGCAAAUAAAAAUAAUAAUUUAAGUAUAGAAAAUAUAAUAAACAUAACAAAAACGCCAUCUAGCGACGAUGUUGAGGCACAAAAGAAUUGGCAGACUAGGAGUAGUACCAGAAAUUGCAGUAGACCCAACUCAAAACAUUGCUCACCUGCAGUAUCUAUACGCAGUAUGUCGAUAUCGAUAGUUUCGAUCGAUGAGAAUGCCAUAGACUCAAGUAUUGUGGACUCAGACUCAGAGUGUGAAGCAGACGCUGAAGGAGUACACAGUAAUUAUAUAGUAAAAAAGCUAGGCCAACAAACAACAUUAGCACCAGAUAGUCCAGACUUGCCAAACAUAAAUAAAGGUCUAACAGUGAUCAGCCAAAGAAUAAAUCCAAAUGGAAAUUUAUCAGCUGGUGUUGGUCCAUUGGCUGAAAAUAUACUUAAUGGCAACCUACAACCACCAGGAUUGGGUGCAUUGACACCAGUUGCACCGCCACAAAUCGGUAGCAUUGCUUUGUCAAAUUCCACAGAUGUUACCUUUGGUGAUAAACACUUUUACGAGGGUCCAGUAACGAUACAACAGUUCCUUAUUGAUAAUCGCGAAAAGUGGAAACCAACCGAUGAGAAUGGGCAAGACAAUCCAGUAUUCGUAAACGAAAACAAUGCAAAGGAAAGAGACAACGGUAAGUGACUAUGUAUGUGUUAUGACUUA